AUGGCUGAUUAUUUAGAUAAAAAUCCAUCUCAAAAUCUUUCAGAACCUGCUAACUUUAUACCUGCACUUCCUGUUAUAGAAGCAUCUUGUACUGGAAUAAUAAGUGACAACUCAGAUUAUUUUUCUUAUUAUGCAAUGCUUAACCACGAAAAGCGUCAUGGAUCUCCCAGACCUAUUUAUACUGAAAGCAGUAGAAUUAAAAGGAAUUUUUGGACAUCAGUAUUUGGACGCGUAUUUAAGAAAGCUGCCACCGUCACAUACAAUCAAUUUAUGUCGAGGGUGAUUAAAUGGUAUGCUGCAAUCGUUCAUCAUCCAAAACGACUGAUUCCUCUUCUUGGUGUGUAA
Molecule: messenger RNA, 345 nt
Organism: Macrosiphum euphorbiae (potato aphid)
Lineage: Eukaryota; Metazoa; Arthropoda; Insecta; Hemiptera; Aphididae
Source: the annotation of a GenBank genome assembly